Molecule: messenger RNA, 2065 nt
Organism: Gallus gallus (chicken)
Lineage: Eukaryota; Metazoa; Chordata; Aves; Galliformes; Phasianidae
Gene: DDTL
Product: D-dopachrome tautomerase-like
Exons: 3
Coding region: 42-362 (106 amino acids)
Molecular function (GO): phenylpyruvate tautomerase activity
Source: RefSeq, a predicted model, not a curated record
GGCGCCGGGCAGCGGGGCAGAGCGGAGCGCAGGAAGCGGCCAUGCCGUUCGUGGAGCUGGAGACCAACCUGCCGGCCGAGCGGCUGCCGCCGGGGCUGCCCCUGAAGCUGUGCGAAGCCACCGCCACCAUUCUGGGCAAACCCGCCGAGCGGGUGAACGUGACGGUACGCAGCGGGAUGCCCAUGGUGCUGGCGGGCUCGGCCGAGCCCUGCGCCCAGCUGCUCGUCUCCUCCAUCGGCGUGGUGGGCUCGGCGCAGCAGAACCAGGGGCACAGCGCCCGCUUCUUCGACUUCCUGACGACGGAGCUGGGUCUCGGCCCCGAGCGCAGUGACAUUCCCUGCCCUGGGCUGCUGUCAGGAUAAGGACCCAGCGAGGUGAUGAGAUACCUGGGUACUGCUGAGAUCUGUGCUGAAGUUCAUUCUGCUCUGGGGUUUGUGCCACCUGUUUGUACCCUGCUCACAUGCAGCUUGUCUGCUUCUGUUCAGUUAACGCCACACUGUGAGCCAGCCAGAGCUUAGGGAAGAUUUUCUAGUUAGUUGCACACUGGGAAGGAAUUAUAAUUCAUUCAAAAAUAAUAUUUUUCUGUCCACCACGUUGUUGCUCUUACACCCAAUAAGGAUUGCCAUUCGCUUUUACCCGCUGGAGCCAUGGCAGAUUGGCAAGAACAGAACAGUCAUGACUUUCCUGUGACCCCUCAAGCGGCCGUUUGGAACAAAGCAGCGAUGAAGACAACCCGGAGAUGACCUGCUCCAUCUACCUUGUUUCCUCUUAGAUCAGUUCUAAUAGUUCUGCACCUUCACCCGUGUGAUUCUCUUCUGCCUUUGGACACUGUGCAUAUAAAGAGUGGGGCAUUCAGCUGUACUGUUAUCAUCAGAGUAAUUCAAAGUCCUUGUCUCAAGCCUUCCUUGUAGUACAGAGGCUGUGCAGGUGCCUAAGCCAUUAGCGAUCUGGAGAUGGCCAUACUUAACAGGCUGAGACAGAGCUCUCUUGCAGAAGUCCAGAACGUAUUUGGCUUUACUGAGAACCGCAGAGGUUCUCCAGUUUAUCCAGAUUACCUGAUGCUUUGUAGUGCAGAAGAAUCCUCCUUUCUGUUUCUCUGUGGCAAGAGGUGGCUCCUAGGCUGUCUGAGGAGAACUGGAAGUAUUCCUUCAAGUUAUUCUGUUUUCAGGCUCCCCAAAAGCCCUUCCUGGAAAGAGGGGGGAUUGUUAGAGACAAGCUUAUGCAUUUAUUUCAUUGUUUAAGGCUCAUGUCUGAUUUUCGUGCUCUGUGGUCUACCAUUGCCAGCUGCAGGUGGCUGCUCCCACAAAGCUUUGUUUGCCCACAGAAUCUUUGUGGCUGGAUGUCUGUGGCUGUGUGUAGAGGACGGAGCUGCUCGUGAAGAUCUGCACUGUGCACAGGAAAAUGUUGUGAAGGUUCUGCCUUUAAUCCCUGCUGCUUACGCUGGUGUUCAAAACAGUUUUCAUAUCCUCACUCUUACAGGGAGUUUUGGGAAGGGACAGACAUCUCACUGUGCCCUGUGGCUGAUUUUUCAGCUCCCUGCCCUAUGCAGAAGGGCUGCUGUAGUUGUCCACAAAUGAGUUAGCACACAGGCAGCAUUCUGCCUAUUGCACUCAGAACCUUAAAACUUCUGUUGCUGUUGCACUUCACUCCGAACUGUCUUGGAUUUUAGGACCGGUAUGCUCCAUCACUUUAUAACUGGAAUGUACAUGGUAUUUUAUGAAAACAAAAACACAGUAAUGUUAUCUCAGCCUUCCACUGAAAAUGAGAACAUGCACUGGCUUCCCCUUCACUUUGGGACUUUGUCAGGUGCCAGGCACAGAGGACCUAAUUGCAUGUCCUUGAGAGGUAGAGAUCCACGAAACACAAGGCUGAAGAGUCUCCGUUCCUUCAUAAUCCUGAUAGAUUUGUUUGUUUAUGUCUUGAGCUCUCAAGUAGUUGAAAAUAUCCUUUCUAAUGAUCACUUGAAUUUGGUUAUUCCUUAUGCAGCCUAAGUAUCUUCUGUGUUUGCAAAAUCCCCCCUCGGGGAGCCACGCUGUCUGAUUAAUAAAAUGUAUCAAAACCUCUU